Molecule: messenger RNA, 840 nt
Organism: Aspergillus saccharolyticus JOP 1030-1
Lineage: Eukaryota; Fungi; Ascomycota; Eurotiomycetes; Eurotiales; Aspergillaceae
Product: tubulin-binding prefolding complex subunit PAC10
Exons: 3
Coding region: 125-718 (197 amino acids)
Biological process (GO): protein folding; tubulin complex assembly; microtubule-based process
Cellular component (GO): cytoplasm; prefoldin complex
Molecular function (GO): tubulin binding
Source: RefSeq, a predicted model, not a curated record
CACCAAACUAGUUGUAACUACUCAAUCUUGAUAGCAUUUUGCGCCGUCGCCGCCGCCCAUCUUCCUUUUCCUCCCCCUCCUCCUCGCAUUUACACCACAGCACACACACAAACUCACACUCAAAAUGACAGACUCAAAACCCGCCCCCCCAACCAACCCCCGCGGCAUCCCCGCCGCCCCCUUCAUCGACAAUGUAACCGACUACGUCUCCAGCCGCGCCGAAGUCGAACCCACCCUCCGCUCCUUCCAAGAGAUGAUCUCCAAGUACCAAUUCAUGGAGGUCAACACGACGAAGCGCGCGGCGGGCCUGCGCGACAAGAUCCCCGACAUCAAGAAGACCCUGGAGAUGGUGCGGUUCCUGUCCGCGCGGCGAAAGACGGCCGAUCCCGAUGCUCCGCCGCUGGAGACGAAUUUUGAGUUGAAUGAUACCCUCUAUGCCCGCGCCACGGUCUCGCCCCAGGACACGGAGGAGGUGUAUCUCUGGUUGGGGGCCAAUGUGAUGCUGGCGUAUCCGAUUGAGGAGGCUGAGUCCAUGUUGACGGAUAAGCUGGCCGCGGCGGAGAGUAGUCUGCGGAAUUGCGAUGAGGAUUUGGAGUUUUUGAGGGAGCAGAUUACGACCCUCGAAGUGGCUACGGCCAGAGUCUACAACUGGGAUGUCGUGCAGCGACGGAAAGAAAAGGCCGAGGGGAAGGGCGACGAGGAAGACAAGCAAGCAUAAUCAAUUGUAUAACUUUCGGGCCCUGGUUGGUUUUAAUUAUGAUCUAGUCUGGCGUCUUAUAUCAUCGCAUCUCUCUACUUCCGACGACCACAGCAACAAAAGAAGUUCCAAGAAUUCCCCGA